This is a messenger RNA of Coccinella septempunctata (seven-spotted ladybird), 751 nucleotides long. RefSeq lists its product as uncharacterized. NCBI's taxonomy places the organism in Eukaryota, Metazoa, Arthropoda, Insecta, Coleoptera, Coccinellidae. Bases 124 to 723 code for a protein of 199 amino acids. The transcript is spliced from 6 exons. The record is from RefSeq and is a predicted model, not a curated record.
AGAAAAAUUUGUGAAAGAAGCGGAAUGGCGCAUGACUCUGUUUAUCUGAUCUGUAAGAAUCACUUUGAAUUUCCUUAGAGAACGCCUCGUGCAAGUGAUUUAAUUUAGAUUUUAAUUUUUAUUAUGGCCGAAAGAAAGUGUUUAAUAUGUGGGGCUUCUGAGUCAGAAGUCCAGAGAUUAUUUUGUUUUCCAUACAACCCUGCAAGGAAUGAGUUGUGGAUGCAAACUCUGGGUUUUAAAGCAUGUGCUGUAAGAAAGCAUCACAGAAUUUGCAACAACCAUUUCAGAAGGGAAGCUUUCACCGAUUCAAGUUUGCAGAAACUGAAUAGAAAUGCUAUUUCCAUGCCUUGGGUAAUCUCUUCUUCUGCAGCAAAUACAUUGGAAAGCAUGCCUUCCCUUAUUAAUGAGGAACAUGCUGGUACAUCAGGUAUAUCCACAUUCCCAGCGUCAGUUCUAGCUGAUGAGGUAGAACCUAACACUGAUGAGGAACAUGCUGCUGUAUCAAGUACUUCCACAUUCCCAUCAUCAGUUCCAGCUAAUGAGGGAAAAGCUUCUGUAACUGAAGAGAUACAUGCAGGUACAUCAAUUUCAUUAUCAGAUCUCAAUGAUCCGACUCCGAGUACUCCGGCAUUGCCACAGUCUCCAAUGUGGAGGAGAUCCCGUGAAUUUAGAUCCAUUGGAGAACCUGUUUGGGCAAAUAAGGUAUGGUUGCGGAUCCAAUGACAAUCCUACAGUGCAGCAAUUCAUUGGA